AUAAAAUAAAAUAAAACGAGAGAAGAAGAUCAAAGAAGAAACAUGGCAGCCACAGUUAGUGGGGAGGCUGAAUAUGAUAGAAUGAGUGAAUUAAGAGCAUUUGAUGAAACAAAAGCCGGUGUGAAAGGCCUCGUCGACGCCGGAAUCACCAAAGUUCCCCGGAUAUUCCACCAUCCAAAUGGCUGCCCAGACUCCAUCAACCAGCUUCCCACCAACCUGGAAUUAGCCCAUGAAUUACCCAUCAUCGACAUGAAAGGCAUCCACACCGAUCAGGAGAGGCGAAAAGAGAUCGUUGCUUUGGUAAGAGAUGCAUCCGAAACAUGGGGUUUUUUCCAGGUUAUAAAUCACGGGAUUCCGAACAGCGUUCUGGAGGAAGCUAUACGAGGUUCACACAGAUUCUUUGACCAAGACACCGAGGUUAAGAAACAAUGGUACGGAAGAGAUAAAACAAAACCAGUGAGUUAUCACAGUUGCGAUGACCUUUUUGUCGCACCCAUGGCUGGUUGGAGGGAUUCUUUGGUUUUCCGGAUGUCCCCUAAUCCUCCAACACCCGAUCAAUUACCUGAGGUUAACAGGGAAAUUUCGUUGGAGUACUUUGAAAAGGCGGUGAAUGUGGGAUAUUUGUUGCUUGAAUUAUUAUCAGAGGGGCUUGGACUUAGUCCAAGCUAUCUCAAAGAUAAGAUUGGUAUUGGAGAAUUUAUGAUGAUGAUGUGCAAUUACUAUCCACCAUGUCCACAACCAGAACUUACCUAUGCCCUCACCCGCCAUAAGGAUGUUUCUUUUCUCACCGUCCUUCUUCAAGACGAUUCCGGCGGCGCCCUCCAAGCACUUUAUCACAACCAGUGGGUCGAUGUUACCCCCAUUCCGGGAGCUCUCGUCGUCAACAUCGGCGAACUUCUACAGCUUGUAUCCAAUGACAAGUACAAGAGCGCUGAACAUAGGGUACUCGCAAAGCAAACUGGUCCGAGAACAUCCGUCCCUUGUUUCUUCAGCGCUGCUCAUAAUUCAACAGUCGCAAUUCAACCAAUUCAGGAACUGUUAUCAGAAGAUAAUCCUCCUAAAUAUAGAGCCACCACAAUGAAGGAAUUCUUUGAUCACUUUUAUGGCACAGGGCUUGACGGAACCUCUGCCUUGCAGCCUUUCAUUCUUUGAAGUUAUAAAUCAGGUUGAGUGUUUUUAAACAUGAAGGUGUGUCUGCUUGAACCUUCUUUGUGUAGUACGUUAUGAAACUUAACGGAAUUGUGCGGAUAAAUCUCUAACUAUACAUUUCACUUUUAACUCACGUGAUUGUAAAAUGGACUGUCGGGAUUUUAUUCACAUCAUUUCCGGUAUGUCUUUCAUUUAAAAUUUUUCAAAAUGUAUUGAGACCGUUUUUAUGUUAUUGGAGAAUAAAUGUGACAAAUUGUAUUCUCGAAAUUUUAAGUUCAAAUCUUAAUUUGGAGUUUCACACCUGGUAAAGAAGGG
Messenger RNA from Oldenlandia corymbosa var. corymbosa, 1464 nucleotides. NCBI's taxonomy places the organism in Eukaryota, Viridiplantae, Streptophyta, Magnoliopsida, Gentianales, Rubiaceae. The record is from the annotation of a GenBank genome assembly.